AUGUGCUGCAAUAUGCUGCAUUAUGUAACAAACCCAGGCUGUCUGACGCAAUAUGUAGCAAUGUACGAACCAAUCAUAUUUGACAGUUUUUCGCCGGUGCCCGCAAGAACCAAAAAAACUUCACUUGCACCACCACCAAACAAGAUACUUGAACGCACACAGCAGCCAAAGCACACCGUUACUCAGCUCCACGCAAUCCAACAGCAGAUCAUUACCAUGGGUGGCGGUCCUCAAGCGAAAACCUACAUGGGCUGGUGGGGCUCUCUAGGCUCCCCAGCACAGAAAUACAUUACUUCCUACUCCGUGUCGCCAUACGCGCAGAAGCCGCUCGCGAACAUCUUCCACAACGCUCUUUUCAACACCUUCAGGAGAGUCAGGGCACAGGCCCUGUACGUCCUCCUUCCUGCGGGCAUCUACUGGGCCUGGUGGGUGAACUGCAGAGACUACAACGAGUAUCUGUACACCAAGGCGGGCAGAGAAGAGCUGGAAAGAGUCAACAACUGA
This is a messenger RNA of Eremothecium cymbalariae DBVPG#7215, 504 nucleotides long. It is a transcript of the gene QCR8, whose product is annotated as ubiquinol--cytochrome-c reductase subunit 8. The record is from RefSeq and is a predicted model, not a curated record. The transcript has a single exon. The coding region runs from base 1 to 504 and encodes 167 amino acids. Lineage: Eukaryota; Fungi; Ascomycota; Saccharomycetes; Saccharomycetales; Saccharomycetaceae. Gene Ontology annotation, biological process: mitochondrial electron transport, ubiquinol to cytochrome c.